UGAGCGAAGGGAUUAACCCAAAAAGUGCUUGUUCCCUUCGCGAGCUGACGCUGAUCACCUUCCUUCCUUCCUUCACACUGUCUUCCCAAUCGGGUUCUUGGCGAGGGUUGGAGAGCAAUGGCGACCGUACCCACCAAGCCCUGGAGGGUGGAGUACGCGAAGUCGGCGCGAUCGUCGUGCAAGUCCUGCAAGAGCACCAUCGACAAGGAGAAGCUCCGGCUCGGCAAGAUGGUCCAGUCCUCCCAGUUCGACGGCUUCAUCCCUAUGUGGAAUCAUGCUGAUUGCAUUAUGAGGAAAGCAAAUCAAAUAAAAUUGAUUGAUGAUGUUGAAGGCUUAGAGUUGCUUCGAUGGGAAGAUCAACAAAAGAUCAGAAAAUAUGUGGAGAGUCGUGGUCCUCCAACCAAAAAUGAUGUACCUUCAACCAAAAAUUCCUCCACUGACUCAGAGUGCAGCAUUGAAGUAUCUGCAACUUCUCGUGCAUCCUGCAGGCAGUGUGGUCAAAAGAUUAUGAAAGGGGAAACACGGAUAUCUAAGAAGCCUGAUGGUCAAGGAGUCAGGGGCUUGGCAUGGCAUCAUGCGCAUUGUUUCAUGAACAUGUCUCCAUCUAUCCAACUGGACAAGAUAAGUGGAUGGGACAGCCUUUCUGUUUCUGAUCAGGCACCACUAAUAGACUUGGUUAAAAUCGUUCCCUUGGCAGCAAAGAAUGGGAAAAAGCACGAACCACAAAAGAAUGAAGAAAUUGUGCAAGAGCCAACCUCCAGAGCUGGAAUGAAGCGUAAGAAAGAUGAUACUGGCGAGCAGAAGUCAAAAGCAAUCAAAACUGAAGGAGAUGUGUGCACAAGUAGGGUCGCCUCUUCAAAGAAUGUUGAUCAUGAAGACAUAAAAGUGUCUGAAUUAGAAAGUAUACUCAAGGCCCAGACCAAAGAGUUAUGGGCAUUGAAAGAUGACCUAAAGAAGUAUGUCACAACUUCUGAGAUGCGUGAAAUGCUCGAAGCAAAUGAUCAAGAUUCAACAGGAUCUGAACUUGAUUUGCGUGACAAAUGUGCUGAUGGGAUGUUGUUUGGAGCACUAGCUAGCUGCCCAGUUUGUGCUGGUUCCCUUCGAUACUCUGGUGGCAUGUAUAGAUGUCAGGGGUAUCUGUCAGCAUGGAGCAAGUGUUCUUAUUCUACUCGAGAACCAGAACGUGUCCAAGGGAAAUGGAAAAUCCCAGAAGGAACGGACAAUCAAUAUCUGAAAAAGUGGUUUAAAUCACAAAAAGGGAAGAAGCCCAUUCGAAUUCUUCCACCACCCUCGGCUGCCAGUCCCUUAGGAGGUCAGCUUGCUGGUCAGUCUCAAUCAGCAAGAAUUGAAAGCUUGGGAGAUCUAAAAGUUGCUAUUGUUGGAUCAAUGAAGGAAUCUCUUACUGAGUGGAAAUCAAAAAUUGAGGAAGCAGGCGGGCAAGUUCAUGCCAAGAUUAGGAAAGACGCUAAUUGCCUAGUUGUUGGUGGAGAGCUGGAUGAUCAAGAGGCUGAGAUGAGAAAGGCUAGGAGGAUGAAAAUACCAAUUGUUAGAGAGGAUUAUCUGGUUGACUGUUUUAAGAGACAGAAGAAGCUUUCAUUUGAUCUAUAUAAAGUUGAAGCCCUUGGCAAAGCUUCAGGUGUAGUUACUGUCAAAGUGAAAGGGCGAAGUGCUGUGCAUGAAUCGUCUGGGAUGCAAGACUCUGGUCACAUCCUGGAGGAUGGAAAAAGCAUCUAUAAUACUACUUUGAACAUGUCUGACUUAUCAACCGGUGUAAACAGUUACUACAUCCUCCAAAUAAUCCAAGAAGAUAGAGGGUCAGACUGUUACGUUUUUCGCAAAUGGGGUCGAGUGGGGAAUGAAAAAAUUGGAGGAAGCAAAUUAGAGGAGCUUUCAAAAUCAGAUGCAAUCGAUCAAUUCAAACGGUUGUUUCUUGAAAAGACGGGGAAUCCAUGGGAGGCAUGGGAGUCAAAAGAGAAUUUUCAAAAGCAACCGGGCAGAUUCUACCCUCUGGAUAUAGACUACGGAGUCAGCAAACAGGUCACAAAGAAAACUCCAGAUGAUGCAGAUAGCCAACUUGCCCCUCCAUUAAAAGAACUGAUGAGGAUGCUUUUUAACGUGGAGACAUAUAGAGCUGCUAUGAUGGAAUUUGAAAUCAAUAUGUCCGAAAUGCCGCUUGGAAAACUGAGCAAAAUUAACAUAAGGAAAGGUUUUGAAGCAUUAACAGACAUACAGAAUCUAUUGAAUAGUGGAACUCACGAUCCAUCCGUCAAAGAAAGUUUGCUUAUUGAUGCUAGCAACCGAUUUUUCACAGUGAUCCCCUCUAUUCAUCCGCAUGUUAUCAAGGAUGAAGAUGAUUUUCAGUCCAAGGUGAAAAUGUUAGAAGCUCUUCAGGACAUUGAAAUUGCUUCUAGACUGGUUGGCUUUGAUGUUGAUAAUGACGAUUCACUUGAUGAGAAGUACAAAAAGCUCAGAUGUAACAUUGAUCCCCUUCCUCAUGAUGGUGAAGAGUAUCAGCUGAUUGAGAAGUAUCUCCAUAAGACCCAUGCACCUACUCACACGGAUUGGACUCUAGAAUUGGAGGACGUCUUCUCACUUGAACGUGAAGGGGAAUUUGAUAAAUUUGCUCCCUUCCGGCAAAACCUAAGGAAUAGAAUGCUUUUAUGGCAUGGUUCUCGCUUGACAAACUUUGUAGGUAUACUCAGUCAAGGACUGAGAAUUGCUCCUCCUGAAGCUCCAGCAACUGGCUACAUGUUUGGGAAAGGAGUAUAUUUUGCUGACAUGGUCAGUAAAAGUGCCCAGUAUUGCUUCACUGAUAAGAAAAAUCCUGUUGGACUAAUGCUCUUGAGUGAAGUUGCUUUGGGAGAGGUCUAUGAGCUUAAGAAGGCAAAGUAUAUGGAUAAACCCCCAGAAGGCAAACACUCUACUAAAGGUCUAGGCAAGAAGAUACCCCUGGAGUCGGAGUACUUGAAAUGGAAGGAUGAUGUUAUUGUUCCCUGUGGCAAACCAGUAUCUUCUAAUGUGAAAGCCUCUGAGCUUAUGUACAAUGAGUACAUUGUUUAUAAUACAGCUCAAGUUAAGAUGCAAUUUUUGUUGAAGGUGAGGUUUCACCACGGGAGGUGAAGAAGCAGCUAAAAGUGUUGGUUGCUUGCUUUUUGAAUUUUUAUGUAGGGUGGAUGUAUAUAGCACCUAGUGGUCUAUGUGGUUGGAGGCUCAGUUUCCGGUUUGUUUGACACUUAUACCUGUUAACCACUAUUUUCAUCACUGUCAAGAUCUCAUUUUGGGGUUUGGUGGAGAUCUUCAACCUUCCUCUCUUAGCUACGAGUAUGUCAAGUUUCGGUCUUAGCUCUGUAACUGACAUUUGCAAGUGAAAAAGUGUCGUGCCUUUAUAUUA
Syzygium oleosum is the source of this 3391-nucleotide messenger RNA. RefSeq names its product poly [ADP-ribose] polymerase 1. Gene Ontology annotation, cellular component: nucleus. Lineage: Eukaryota; Viridiplantae; Streptophyta; Magnoliopsida; Myrtales; Myrtaceae. The transcript has 20 exons. The record is from RefSeq and is a predicted model, not a curated record. Gene Ontology annotation, molecular function: NAD+ poly-ADP-ribosyltransferase activity; NAD binding; DNA binding. Bases 118 to 3120 code for a protein of 1000 amino acids.